AUGAAUUGGUUUAUAUUUUCGUUUACUAUUUUAAAAAUAUUAGUAGAAAAUUGUUUUGUAAACUGUGAUAUUGAGUCCGCGACUAAGAGCUAUUAUAAUAGUGAAAUUAUAAAAAAAGUUCAAAAACAAUGGGAAAAUGACAGAAAGUCCUACGAAAACGCUUUAAAACUUGCAUUAAGGGACAACUUUGGUACAAAAGAAAUCGAUGGGAUUGAAAGAAUAAAUGAAAAUGCUUGCAAGUUGUCAAAUGGAUUUUAUAUUUUUGAUAAUGUAGUCCACGUGAUCCUAGAAGACAUGUAUUUAAAGGAACUGCCACAUCUUAAGACCCCCGAAGUUUCCUUCCCUUUAACUUACAACGUACUUCUCGUUGAUGCCGAACUAAGUAGGAUGAUAGUGGAGACGAAAUACCAUUUGAUGAGGAACUACUCAGAAGUGGAAUUUUCGGGCACAAAUCAGGAUCCAUUCAAAACUUCUCCAUUUGCUUUCCAAGAGGUACAAGAUAAAGGGUAUUUAACGUAA
Messenger RNA from Parnassius mnemosyne (clouded apollo), 519 nucleotides. NCBI's taxonomy places the organism in Eukaryota, Metazoa, Arthropoda, Insecta, Lepidoptera, Papilionidae. The record is from the annotation of a GenBank genome assembly.